This is a messenger RNA of Heterostelium album PN500, 1521 nucleotides long. RefSeq lists its product as uncharacterized. The transcript has 4 exons. The record is from RefSeq and is a predicted model, not a curated record. The coding region runs from base 1 to 1521 and encodes 506 amino acids. NCBI's taxonomy places the organism in Eukaryota, Evosea, Eumycetozoa, Acytosteliales, Acytosteliaceae.
AUGAAAAGACAGAUUUAUUAUCUACCAUUGGUUAAGACCAGAGAGACUAUUAGACUCGCCACUUCCCUGUAUAAACAUGCAAAUUUACUCGACUAUCUUGUACAAGAGUUGCAUGAUUAUCAGUUCCUAGCCAUAGUCACUCAUAAUGAAUUCCAAAGAUUCAAAUUGGAUCCUCUCCCAAAUGUAAUUCUUGUCAAAAAUAUUGGCAAAGCUAAAUUGAACAAUUUAAAGUUUAGACUUCUUGAAAAUCCGGAUAUUGUCCAAGACAACCUUCCUGAAAUUGUGUCAUAUUUCAAAACAGAAGCGAUAUUCGUUUGUUUUCAGAGAAUAAAGUAUAUAAUUCUAGCCGAGAAUGAUGAACAGGUCAAAGCCUUAGGUGAAAUUCAAACAAUCAUCAAGAAUGAUAUUCAAAAGUCACAGAUAGCUACAACUACAGUUCAAGAUAGUUCGUCUGAUGAGAGGGAUUGCUCUGAUGGUGAUAUUUCAUCUAAUGAGAGUGGAUCAAAUAUUCUCGUGUCAUUACCCAAAGGUCCUGAAGCUGGUGUCAAGCAGUCCAAUUGUUCUAGAUCAAAUAUUCCUGUGUCAUUACCCAAAGGCCCUGAAGCUGUUGUCAAGCAGGCCAAUGGUUUAGGAUCAAAUAUUCUUGUGCCAUUACCCAAAGGUACUGAUGCUGGUAUCAAACGGUCAAAUGUUAUUGUGUCAAAUAUUCUUGUUCCAUUACCCAAAGGUACUGAUGCUGGAGACAAACAGUCAAAUGGUUCUGAAUCAAAGAUUAUUGUGCCGUUACCCCUGGAACUUGAAAAUUCAAAAGAUCGUUUAGUGCUAGUACCUAAGGUUCCCGAAGCUGUAAAGAAAGCCGGAGUCAAUCCAUCAAAGGAUUUCCCAUGGAAUGUAUCAAUCAAGAAAGUACCUGCAUUUCCCGAUCAAACCAAGUUGUUAAAUAAUAUAACCAAACCAAAUACAACAACAACAACAACAACAACAACAAACAACAAUAACAAUAACAAUAGUAAUAAUAGUAAUAAUAAUAAUAAUAAUAAUAAUAAUAAUACUCAGGUUAAAAUAGGAUUACCAACCACAGAAUUCAAAGAGUAUGACAAGUUGGCACCUUCUUUCCAAUCAUAUACUGAACUCAAUAAUCUACAUUAUUUAGCAGUACUCAAUUACCUUUUCAUGUUCCCACAUGCAUUCUCCUACACUCCUCAUCCUGUUGGUAUCGAGUUCAUUCUAUUCCCUUACAUUUUCCAUCUUUGUAAGGUUGAGAAUAACAGGCUAAAGUUCCCAAGUGAUGAAAUUACAAUUAAGUUUAUCGAUAGUUUUAAUUGGGCAGGCCCAGAGACUAUUGCUUAUCUCAAGUUCUUUUGCUUGGCCAAAAAAGUAGAAUCGAUGAUCUCAAUGGAGUUAAGGAAUCUUCCAACACCAGGCUACAUUGAUAUACAAUAUCAAUUCUUCUCUCCAUCCAACUUUGAUGGUUUAUUGUCAAUUCAUGAUACAAGAGAUGCUCUAUAUUUAUUAAUUUAA